AUGCCUGCCAGCCUCUGUGGAACUUGGGACAUGGUUAGCAAUGUCAACCUCGAGGGCUACAUGAUGGCAUUGGGUAUCAGUGCAUGCGUGAGAAAGAUUGCUGUGAAGCUGAAGCUGAGGAAGGUUAUUGAACAACAAGGAGAUCAAUACAUUGCCAAAACUCUCAGCAUUUUCAAAAAUUACACUGUCUGCUUUGGAGUGGGAGAGGAGUUUGCAGAAUUCACCAAAGGCCUUGAUAACAGACACAUCAAGGCGCUGGUGAAGUGGGAAGGAAAUAAACUGGUUUGUGAACAAAUUGGAGAGAAGAAGAACCGAGGCUGGGCUCACUGGAUUGAAGAAGACAAAUUACAUUUGGAGUUAUACUGUGAAGGAGAAGUCUGCAAGCAAGUUUUCAAGAAAAAUGCAUUGGCUUAA
Molecule: messenger RNA, 414 nt
Organism: Knipowitschia caucasica
Lineage: Eukaryota; Metazoa; Chordata; Actinopteri; Gobiiformes; Gobiidae
Source: the annotation of a GenBank genome assembly